UGUGAGUGUGGGUUUCUAUAGAAUUUGGCUACAUCUAUCCCACAAUGUGAGAUAUCCAAGUGGAAUAAGUCAUUUAAUGAGACUAAAGACUUGUCAGGUCUAUUGUGCUGUUUGUGCUACGGUAACUCAUCAUUCAGGCAGUGUUGUAUUCACCUGAGUUACUGAAAGGAAGUCGCUAUAAGCAUAAGAGAGCUCACAUGGAAUUACAUAUGUAGCGCUAAAGGAAGUUCUUUUAUCCUAAUCCCCCAUAGGCAUAGUAAGCAUAUUUCCAGAUAAAGCACACAUAGAUGCAUUGUAUGUUAUGUGUGCCUGUGUUUCCCAGCGUAUCCUAGUGAGGAUUGGGGGUGUUACGUGAUGGUGAAAAGUAACGUGAGCAGAGAAGUGGGAGGUGCCAACUGUGUUUUUCCAUUAAAAAAAUUGAACCCAGCAGGUAAUCGGAUUAGAUUUGAGUUGGGUUCAAAUGGGAGAUUGUGAGAGCAGGAUUUGCACUCGAGCACAAGUGGCCUUCCACAGCCGACCUACUCGACAACUGAGACUAAGGGAACCCACGGAGAAGACGCCAAAAUGCCUGUGGAUCUGAACGGAUACUGGAAAAUGAUCUCCAACGACAACUUUGAGGAGUACCUCAAGGCUCUAGAUGUUAAUGUUGCCAUUAGGAAAAUUGCCACUUUGCUGAAGCCUGACAAGGACAUCGCCCAUGAAGGGGAUCACAUCAUCAUCAAAACCCUCAGUACCUUCAAAAACUACAACAUGGAUUUUUAUGUGGGCAAAGAGUUUGAGGAGGAUUUGUCUGGCGUGGAUGAUAGGAAAUGCAUGACCACCAUCACCUGGGAGGGAGACAAGCUGGUGUGUGUGCAGAAAGGAGAGAUUGAAGGAAGAGGCUGGACCCACUGGGUGGAAGGAGAUGAGCUUCAUCUGGAGCUGAGAGCUGCGGGGGUGGUCUCAAAGCAGGUCUUCAAGAAGACCUAAAGUGCCCCCUGAAGCCAACAAGAUGGCACCACCCUGCAACUGACACAGCAUCCAACGUCCCUGGUGGUCCAUUCAGGCUUCCAUUACGUAAUUCGGUCACAAUAUAUUAUCCCCGCUAAAACCAGAGUGAGCAGCAUGCAUAUGAUGCAUCAUCGCAGAAAUACUGUCUACUGACUCAGGAUGGGUGCUGAUUGGAUCAUCACAUCUACAUCAUGCAGAUGGGUGGGCCGCAUUGUUGGUUCCGGAUGCAUUGACGUGAGCCAAACAGGUUGAUCUUAAUAAAUUGAGACAAAUAAUUUAUUCAAUGAAGCUUUGAGUGUAGUUGAGGGACAGGAUAUCAGUCCUCCCCCCACCCCUAAAAUGUGUGUAAAUAUAUUAUAUAUCCUUCCCAGUUCUUUUGGGACUGUGUCACUGAUAAACUGAAUCAAUCAAUAAAAGAAAACCAAAACUA
Molecule: messenger RNA, 1420 nt
Organism: Doryrhamphus excisus (bluestripe pipefish)
Lineage: Eukaryota; Metazoa; Chordata; Actinopteri; Syngnathiformes; Syngnathidae
Gene: rbp1.1
Product: retinol binding protein 1, cellular, tandem duplicate 1
Molecular function (GO): lipid binding
Source: RefSeq, a predicted model, not a curated record